Hemibagrus wyckioides is the source of this 3739-nucleotide messenger RNA. It is a transcript of the gene plekha6, whose product is annotated as pleckstrin homology domain containing, family A member 6. The transcript has 25 exons. The record is from RefSeq and is a predicted model, not a curated record. The coding region runs from base 303 to 3656 and encodes 1117 amino acids. Lineage: Eukaryota; Metazoa; Chordata; Actinopteri; Siluriformes; Bagridae.
UGUGUGUAUGUGUGUAAGGGUGUACGUGUGUGUGUGUGUGUAAAGAGACAGCAGGAUCGGUCGUGGCGCUUAAAUCCAGCUGGCUGUUCCACUGGGAAUGUAAUCCAUAUGCGUGCACGAGUUCAGCUGCAGGAGAAAGGAGAGAUAUCACCCGCAAAGAAGCGAUUGUUUUUGCUUUUCUUGUUUAAAUUCCACUCAUACCCGCCCCUGGAUCCUGGCUCGCCUUUUUCAGCCAGGAAGUGAGAGACGGAAAAAAAGCAAGAGCAAGCAGUAGUAGUAGUUGCAGGAGUCGAAACAGAACAAUGAUGGAAGGAGAGGAGACGCUGGACGAGGGUGCAGCGUGUCAGAAUGAGCCGAACGGGCCAGCUGGGCUCCCAGUGAUCCAUACUCGUCUGGAGGAGAACGGACAGAUCCAGAAAGAGUUGCUGAGCUCGGAUUCAGACAUGAAUGGCAAGACGGGGAGCAGAGGGCCCGCGAACAGCACCGUUGAGGCAAACAGCAAUGCCAAUAACCUCAGCAUGGCAUCCCAUUCAACCUCAGAGGCCCAGAAUCACUCACAGCUGGUUUCACGGACGCCGAAGAGAGCUGCCACGUUUGGGAAGCGCUCCAACUCCAUGCGCCGUAACCCAAAGGCUGAAGUGACUAAGCAAGGCUGGCUCCAUAAACAGGCCAGCACUGGUGUGAAGCAGUGGAACAAGCGCUGGUUCGUGCUCACAGAUCGAUGUCUUUUCUACUAUAAAGACGAGAAAGAAGAAGUUGUCUUGGGCAGCCUUCCUCUUCUCAGCUUUAAGAUCGGACCAAUCCUGUCUUCAGACAACAUCAGCCGCAAGUUCGCCUUUAAGGUGUGGUUUGAGGCAGAGGAAGAAGACAUGGAGGGGGAAAAGGAGGAAGGGCAGGAAGCUAAAGGAAGUAUUGCAUUCUGUUUGCAGGCAGAACACGCUGGGACUCGUACCUACUACUUCAGCACUGACAGCUUAGAGGAUAGGGAGGAGUGGGUCCAAGCCAUGAGUGAGGCAGCCAGUGUCCACAUUUCAGGCCCGAUUAGAAAAACCUCAGAGUCCAUCCUUACAGAGGAACAGAACCACGUCCCAGUGACACCAGCACCAGAGCUAAAGUCUUGUACAGAAGACAAGGACUCAAGGACUGAGCAACAUGAGCCUGAAAAACGCAGAGUAAAUGGGGUAGAAAGAAGAGGGAUACCAGCUUCCACCACACCAGUGUCAACAGAUAUGGACAUCCGGCUUGGGGAGAGGGGAUGCCCGCCUCCUCACCACCCUAACGGAUGGAGUAACUAUGGUUCAGGCUACCCUUCCCAGGAGAACAUAAGAGAGGUGCAUGAGGUGCAGCCUGAGGCCCAAGAGAACAUGGUGCUGCGCAGGGGCUUUGUGCCCAGGACAGGGCCUGAGAGGAUGGCACAAAGGAAGAGCUCCAUGACACAGUUACAGCAGUGGGUGAACCAGCGGCGCAGCCUGAUGCCUCAGGAGGACCUCCGGAGUCCAGCACGGUAUUACACAAUGAACCGAGGCAUGUCAGCAGACUACUACGGUGUGUAUGGUGCCCCUCCGUACCCUGAGGAGUACCCACUGUACCCUCCAGGAAUUCGACCUGACAGCAUCUGCUCCAUGUCGGCUGCCUAUGACAGGAUGCCACCCCGCUGGACGGCAGAGGAAAAGCGGCGUUCACUGAGGGACACUGCUCUUUAUGGGCCUCCCCGUGAGCCCCAGUGGAUGAUGGGGGGUCCUGGACCACAUCCUGCGUAUUAUACCCAGCUGGAGUCAGCCCAGGGGACCAUGAGGCGUCUGUCACUGCAGCCACGCUCACGCUCAGUGCCACGCUCGCCCUCUUCGUCAUCGGGAGGAGCUUACUCACCCGGACCGCCGAGCUUCAUCUCGCCAGCACGCUCACCUAGUGUCCGGUUUGACAGAAUGCCUGGGCGGCAUAGAGAUGAUGGUAUCUACGCUGAUCCAUCAGUCUAUGGCAUGCGAAGGUCUCUCAGUUCCCCCAAGUAUGAUUUUCCUGGGGAUCGACGUUCUCUCACGCAAAAUGUUUACCAUUACAAUUACCCAGCCUCUCCCUCUGUACAUGGCAAAAUGGAUGACAUUUUAGACCUGCAGCUUCAGAGGAACUUGGAUUACCUUGAUCAGCAGGUGCCUCCAGCGCAUGAUAUUUACAGGGACCUGCAUCCCACGCUGAAGCUCAAUGAAAUUGAGACCAGUAAACUCCUGACUCGCUUGUUUGAGCAGAACAGGCUUCUGAAGGAGCAGGAAGUGGUAGUACAUCGGCUGCGAAUGGAAAAGGAUAACUUGGAGGCCACUCUGGUGGCCACUCAUCAGGACAUGGAGCUGUCCAGGACUCAGCCACUGGCCAUGGAGAAACUGCAGCUGAAGAAGGAGAGCUUACAGAAUCAGCUCAUCAAUGUCCGGGGGGAGCUCUCUCAGGCUUCCAGUGCACUGACCACAUAUAAAAUGGAGUUUGAUGCUCUGGAGGAUGAGGUAAAUGCUAUUCAUGGUGACCUGUGGGAGCAGCUGAACACUGGAGGACAGAGUGAACUGGUCCACCGACACCUGCAGAAAGAGUUCUGGAGGAUUCAGGAUGUGCUCGAGGGGCUGCACAAGAACAAUCCCUCUCGAGGCACAGAUACAGCUAAGCACAGAGUCAGUGCAGCAUCAGGUUCUUUCAGCACAAACAGUCCAGCGAGCCCACUAAGCUCCGUGAGUCUAACCAGCCCCCUCAGUCCUUUCUCACCUGUACCCGGCUCCCAGAAUUCACCCACAAAACAGCUGGCAACUGAGCACAACUUCAGUUCACUAGAGGAAAAAAACAAUGAUUGUGACAUGGAGCAAGAUAGACAAGGCAAUAAAGUUGGUAUUGUCCCACCCAGGACUAAAUCUCCUACAGAUGACAAGGAUGGUGUCCAUAAGAGGAAUGGGAAAAUGCCUAACGGUCACAUCUCCAGGGAGAGGCCAAAGAGCGCUGUGUUCCCGGCUGAAGCAAAGUCUAAGAUGAGCGUAGAGGAGCAGAAUGAGAGGAUACGUCGGAACCAGAGCAGUUCAGUCAAAGACAAGAGACGCAGCCUUAAUCUGUCCAACAACCAGAACUUGGAUGGCCUCAAACCUUCUGUCAACUACAGAGUGGUGAGGAGAAGAGUGACCGCCCAUGAGGUCGACAUAAAGGACCUGGAGGCGGCCGUACGAGGGGAAGGCAUGGAGUCUCCGAGGGAAGAAAUUGCCCGUCUACGGAGACAGGUGGAGCCUGAGAAUUAUGAGCUGGAUAUCAGCAAAGAGCUGUCUGCCCCAGAGAAAGUGUUAAUUCCAGAGCGGUAUCUGGACAUAGAGCCCAGCACACCGCUCAGCCCAGAGGAGGAGAGAGAGAAACAGAAGAAGGUGGAACGGAUAAAGACGCUCAUUGCCAAGUCAAAUCUGCAGAAUAUUGUCCCGGUGUUGGAUGGCCCUGUGGAAGCCCAGGCAAACCCUGAGCAGAAGCUGCAGGAACAGGAGAAACGCAUCGAGAUCUCCUGCGCUUUGGCUGCUGAGGCCUCUCGCCGCUCUCGCCUGCUCUCUGCCCAGAUCACCUCGAGUCCCCCCGCCUCCCCGACCAACCUGGCCCCUCCCCCUUCCUCUGGCUUCUCUGACUCCUCCCACAUCAUGAAGGUGUGAGUGUGUGAAGCUCAGGCGCUGGCUGCUGUCAAGUUCGAUGGUGAACCCUUCUGAGAACAGCAAACAAACGACACGAAAAAUCA